AGCUAGUCCCCCCCAAAACUCGCCCGAUACAUUGCGAUGUGUUGAAUCGAGAUACAAAAAAACAAGCCGCCGCUUCGCGUUGCGCGUCAUGCGAGUGCAUUCAAACAGGAGUCGGUGUUACUCGGGCGUUUUUUUUACAGUUGCAUCGGUAAUAACAGCAGCACACUGACUGAAGACAGCAGCGUCUCACGACUCCGAGCGGAGGAAUAUCAACAGCGCGUGUUGCGCGUUUGUUUUCAGCGCUUUUUUAAACCACCGAGUCGUAAACACGCCAAACUUUAGCGACCGCGAAGGAGAUACAUUCACUUCUUUUGGGUUGACUGAUUCACUGGUUUAUUGAGUGUUUUAGUCUCUGGUUGACUUAAAUACCCAGUCGUUGUGGACGGGGGGCGUCAUUUGUAGUAAACGGCAAGGUCAGCCCAGCUGGACCAAACUUGCCUGUGGCCUGUGACGAGAGGAAGUGUGGAAAUCGACUCGAUGCUAAUUCUCUCAUACUUGGACUCAGUUCUCCCAAACAAACGGACAUCAACUGAAAGUUUCCCCUCAGGGAUGAGAACUGGUAUGGCUGUUGCUCAUAGUGCAGCAGGAGUACUCUGAAACAAAGGCGAAAGCGGUAUUAAGUCAUGAUGCAGGAGUCGGCCAAUGAGACAAUAAGCAACAGUUCAAUGAGUCAAAAUGGAAUGAGCAGCCUAAGCAGCCAAUUAGAUGCUGGCAGUAGAGAUGGAAGAUCAAGUGGGGAGACGAGCAGUGAAGUAAGCGCAGUCGAGCUGCUGCAUCUGCAACAACAGCAGGCCCUACAAGCAGCAAGGCAAUUACUUCUACAGCAACCAGGCAGUGGCCUGAAAUCUCCAAAGAACAACGACAAACAGCGUCCGUUGCAGGUGCCAGUGUCUGUGGCAAUGAUGAGUCCACAGGUGAUCACACCCCAACAGAUGCAGCAAAUCCUUCAACAGCAGGUCCUGUCCCCCCAACAACUCCAAGCCCUCCUACAACAACAACAAGCAGUCAUGCUUCAGCAGCAACACCUGCAAGAGUUUUAUAAGAAACAACAGGAACAACUCCAUCUACAGCUUUUGCAGCAACAGCAUCCAGGAAAACAAGCGAAAGAGCAACAGCAGCAGCAGCAGCAGUUGGCGGCACAGCAGCUGGUCUUUCAGCAGCAGCUCUUGCAAAUGCAGCAACUGCAGCAGCAGCAGCACCUGCUCAACAUGCAGAGGCAGGGCCUCCUCUCUCUGCCCCCUGGCCCAGGACAGCCCACCCUCCCCGGACAGACUCUGCAGCCAGCUGGUCUGAGCCCUGCCGAACUCCAGCAACUUUGGAAAGACGUCACUGGUAGCCACGCCAUGGAGGACAAUGGGCUAAAACAUAGCGGCCUGGACCUGAGCACCACCAACAACUCGUCCACUACCUCCACCAGCAACCCCAAAGCUUCUCCGCCUAUCACCCAUCAUGGUAUCUCCAACGGCCAGUCCCCGGUCCUCAACCACCGGAGAGAGAGUUCGCUGCAUGAAGAGACCGCAGCAGCGCAGUCCCUCUAUGGUCACGGAGUGUGCAAGUGGCCAGGAUGUGAAAGUGUUUGUGACGACUUCGGACAGUUUUUGAAGCACCUUAACAGUGAACACGCUCUGGACGAUAGGAGUACUGCCCAGUGCCGAGUACAGAUGCAGGUGGUACAACAGCUAGAGAUACAGCUUUCUAAAGAGCGUGAGCGUCUUCAGGCAAUGAUGGCACACUUGCACAUGAGGCCCUCAGAGCCCAAACCAUCACCAAAACCGCUGAAUCUCGUCUCCAGUGUCACCAUGUCAAAGAACCUCCCGUCUGUCUCGCCCCCCAACUUACCUCAGACGCCCACCACGCCCACCGCACCAGUCACGCCCCUUUCCCAGAUGCCCCAGGUGCCCAGCGUUCUUAGUCCCGCCAACGUGCCCAGCAUGGGCGCCAUGCGCAGACGCCACACAGACAAAUACUCCAUGCCCUUGUCCUCAGAGAUCGCCCCAAACUACGAGUUUUACAAGAACGCCGACGUCAGGCCGCCAUUUACUUAUGCAACCCUCAUCAGGCAGGCUAUCAUGGAGGCAGGUGACAUGCAGCUAACGCUCAACGAAAUCUACAGCUGGUUCACGCGCACCUUCGCCUACUUCAGACGCAAUGCCGCCACCUGGAAGAACGCAGUGCGACACAACCUCAGCCUGCACAAAUGUUUUGUCCGGGUGGAGAACGUGAAGGGCGCAGUGUGGACCGUGGAUGAAAUGGAAUAUCAGAAACGCAGAUCUCAGAAGAUAACAGGGAGCCCAACGCUGGUCAAGAACCUGCCAUCCAGUCUGGGUUAUGGGGCGGCUCUCAAUGCAAGCUUACAGGCUGCGUUGGCGGAGACCUCUUUGCCGUUGCUGGGUAAUCCAGGCUUGAUGAAUAGCGCGUCAUGUAUGAUGGGGGCGAGUCCUCCAUGUCUGAUGAGCGGCAGCCCGACCGGCCUAUUACAGGGCACCACUCAUGAGGAUCUCAACGGCACACUAGAUCACCUGGACACUAACGGACACAGCAGUCCCGGAUACUCCCCACACACCCAGCUGCCUCCAAUUCACGUCAAGGAGGAGCCACUAAACAUGGACGACGAGGACUGUCCAAUGUCAUUGGUGACCACAGCCAAUCACAGUCCUGAGUUGGAUGAGGACCGGGAGCUUGAGGAGGGCAACCUAUCGGAGGACCUGGAAUGACUAUUUUGCCCCACCCCUCCACCAGGGCUCUGCCCCUUUCAGGCCCCGCCCCUCAACUAAUCCACAACCACCGCAAACGCAGAAAGACUGGACGCAGCAGGCGGGAGUAUUUAUUUAAGCAUGCAUCUGGAGACUGGCCCCAAGAAAAUCUAUAGCGCAGAUCUUUAGGGACCACAGAUGGACAGACAUGAGACGUCUGCUGUUUAAAAACAAACAUAAAAGGAAGAACAAAAGGACGAGAUUUUGUUUGAAUCAGCUCGGCCACCUCACACAAUGAACACAAGGCUCACGGACCGAAAAAAGACAGAAGUGAAACGGAAGCGAGUCUGUUUUGUAGAAAGCCAACAGCCACAUUAUACUGCCAAAAAAAGAAGUUUUAAGUUUGUGAAUAUCCAAGCCACAGUAGUCGUCGGUGUUAGAUUGCAAUUGCUGGUUCAAUUCAAGUUGUUGCUCUGUUAUUUUUUGCACAUGAGUAGUAUCAAAAAUUAGUGUCACUGCCUGUAUGUCGACAAAAAAUUUAAAAAGGAAAAAAAGCUGUUUUUUGUUGUUGUUGUUAAUUUUUUUUCCCCCCGUCAUUGUCGUUUUGUUCUUCCCGCGACUUAGCUUGUAUUUUUUUCGAGUCACCACCAACUGUAAAUGGCAUUUCUUAAAAUCACAUCAAUAACACAACCAAGGUAUCAAGACUGUUGCAGCCAUCCAAAAAAAGUACACAAAGUAGGUCUCGAGUCUCACUAGCUCCGUUUCUGCUGAAAACGUGAAAUGUGAUUCAGUCGCAACUGCUGCGAGCACCACGCUGAGAGGAAAAACACGAAAGAAAAGAUGCGUUUCUGCAUAUUCUUCUAGUCUCUUUACCUCCUUGUUCUAAAGCUUUGUCUACCUGCAAAGAGUCACAGGCAACAGCUAGAAACCAAAGCCAACACUAUCAACAGCCAAUAGCUUAGACAGAAGCCGCCAGACUUGGUCAGUCUUCUGUGACUUUAACUAGUACAAAGAGAAGAUUUUUUUUCCACUAACUACCUUCGAAUAACCUCUGGGAUUGUCUCCUUUAGCCCUGUACAAAGAUAAAAUGAUUUUGAUGUAAUUUGAUCGACAGAAGGAGCGCUCGCUCGGGCCUUGUGAUGUCGGUCGACCCUGAAUAAAACAGGAAGACCUCGAUUCAGCGACCGUCAUGUGGUCCGGCUUGAGCAAGAGAGCAGCUAUAAAUGGAUCAUGACCAAAAUAAUCAUUUGUGGAAGUGCAGAAAAUGUUUCUUUUGUAUUCCUUUUUUUAUUAUGAUUUGCAUAAGCCAUCUUGUCAUUGUUUUUACUAGUGAAAUGUACUGUUCAUUGUGACUGUCCAACGUGUCCUGUCUUAUAUCCGUCAGUUUCUUCAGAGCCGAAACCGAAAAUAUAGUAACCAAACUUUACGAUAUCUAGUGAAGCCAAAAAAGUCAUGAUUUCAAGUCGAUAUGAAAUGUGGCUUUGGUUAUAUUGUAAAAGCAAACAACAGAGCCAUGACAGGAAGAGGACGAAUCCUUUUCCAGCUGACGUCCAUUGAUUCAGACUCAUUGUAUAAUUCAUGGCUAUAUAGACACAGCUCGUGUUGGAUCAUGGGAAGGUUUGUGGUCAGACCAUGUAUGGUUUACAAGUAGCAACCAGUUAUUUGAGGUGAAACACUUUUAUUUGAACGUUGCUGAUGUCAUCGAGGAAAAGCGGUUGUUGCUUUAAAGUUUGUUUCUGUUUUCAAUCAAACCAAAGUUAUACAGAUUUCUGCCUCGUCUUAUACAGCGGAUGGAGAUGAAAAUAACGCAAAGCCUGUUUCCUUUUCUUCUCUCGCUUUCUUUGAUAGUUCUCUAAUGCACAAACCCCAUUUGAAACGGAUAACUGCUUUGUGUUGUAACCAAUAACGUUAAAGUUUGUCUCUGUGUGUGAGAAACAUACUGUGCAGUUGUACCCGUUUCGUGCCAAACCGAAGGGUUGGCUGCUAGUUUUAGCACACAAACACACUCACACACACACACACUAAUAAGACAGCGUAGCUGAAUCCAGGAACAAAUCCUUUGCUGGAGUCAGCAAAUUGACUUGAAGAUGACAUUCAUAAUAAUUUUAUGGCACCAAAUAUAAGGACACAGCGUCUUUGAAUAAGAAGAUACAAAAAGGGUUCUCCCACUUAUCCAAAAAAGGCUUCUACCUCUUCACAACGCGAAAAAAUGGCAGAUUGCACGAAUUGUUAGAACGCCACCGACACAUUAUUCCGCCCGAUUCACACAGGACGUCGCCAAAAGCGCUAGUUUACAUUCCCAAAGGCAGAUGUGGAAGCUUUGCAUUGAACUAGUUUGUCCUCAGACAUUUGUAGAAUGAAUAUGUAAAAAUACCUGUAAGGGGAUAUUGUGUUAUUAAAAAAAUGCAUGUCUAAAUUCAUUUGGUGGACUGGAAAUAAGAAUUAAUAAACACUUAUAAUAAAACGUCAAGAUGAUGUUGUUGAUGGACUAAGUGCAUAAAGUGUGCAUACCUCAGCUAUACUGUUUCCGGGAGGAGAUGAUGAUGAUCGACAAAAGAAACUCUCAGCCACAGAAUGCAUAUUACCUGUAGAGUUUGCAUGGGUUUUGUAAAAACAUUUUAAAAAAUGUUUAAAAUAGUUGCUUGCACAUAAUACCAGAAGAACCUCCAGAUCGGCAAUCUCCUCCAAUAGAUUUUAGGAUUGUCUGGGUUUUUUUCUGGGAUGAUUUUGUCUGUAUUUUGAUAACUGUGCAUAUUAUGUAAAAAGAUACAAAAAAAAACAAAAAAAAAAAUGUUGGUGGACCCAUGAAUUUACCAGACAUUUUUUUUCUAAGCUAAAAAGAUCAGUGUUUUUUUUUUUCUGAAUUUCCUGAAUUUUUACUGUUCUCUCAUUGCUUGCUAAGAAUAGCAAACCUGCUUUUCCUGCAUCUGCGUUGCAUAGCUGUAAGGCUUUUCCUAAUGUGUGUAUUUAUUGCUUGUACCUCUGUGCAUACGUUCUGAAGCAUUACGUCUGGCAGUUCAGUCAUGUAUCCUUUCUUAUGACUAUCAUUCUCCGGGAAUAUGAUCCCUUAUGUAUACAGUAAAUUGGGACUGUAGCAAAAAAAGAAAAAACAUGUUUAUGUAAUUGGUCAAUACCUUUUGGUUGUUUUUGUCUUUUUGUUUGGUUUCGUUUUCUUCAAAUCAAAAUUUUUGAUACUUUUCAUUACCGUGUACUGUGUCCAUAUGUUACGGAUUUCUGCGAUAGAGGUCACGAUUGAGAACUGUAUCGACCGUUAUUAUUUUCUGUAUUCAUGGCUUUUCACUGCUGAAUAAAAUAAAGGACCAAAACUAG
Cyprinus carpio (common carp) is the source of this 6023-nucleotide messenger RNA. RefSeq names its product forkhead box protein P2-like. Gene Ontology annotation, cellular component: nucleus. Lineage: Eukaryota; Metazoa; Chordata; Actinopteri; Cypriniformes; Cyprinidae. Gene Ontology annotation, biological process: regulation of transcription by RNA polymerase II. The record is from RefSeq and is a predicted model, not a curated record. Gene Ontology annotation, molecular function: DNA-binding transcription repressor activity, RNA polymerase II-specific; RNA polymerase II cis-regulatory region sequence-specific DNA binding.